CCACACAUUCUCAACGGCAGGAUUUCUCAGAUAUCUUCCACUUCAACUGCGCGGCUGCUGCUUAAAUAUCACCCCCACCCAGCUACCUUCUUCGCCAUCGCCUCCGGUAGUUAGCCCUCAUGGAUUCUUUCUUCAGCAAGAUUCCGGCUUUUGCUUCCGGCGGUUCCGACAGCAGUGGCGCCGACAAGACUGGCUCCGGAGACUCCCACGGACACCAGCAGCAGAUGGACCCGACCGAGCUCUUCUCUAGCGCUAAAGUGGUGGCGGACGCGGCCAAGUCCACCUUCGGCGGCGCCGCUGACAAGGUCGACAAGGCUGCCGCCGCAGGAGCGGCCUCCGACUUGCUCGGUGCUGUGUCUCACUACACUAAGGCCGAGGAAAGCAGUUAUGGAAAGUACGUGGAGCAAGCGGAGACGUAUCUGGAACAGUAUCGCACCACCGGUGGUUCAGCUGCUGCUGCUGCCGCUCCGAAGACGGAGGAAGCAAAGGCGAAAGUAGAGGAAGCAGCGGCAAAGACUGAAGAAGCAGGGGCGAAAGUAGAGGAAGAAGGGGCAGAUAAAGCUCCUCCGGCGGAUGAUGACUCCGGCGAGGCUCAAUCCGGCGGAGGUGGCUUGGAAGGAUAUGCCAACUUGGCCCAGAAUUUGUUGAAGAAGUGAUUGCGAUGACUAAUGCGGUGUUUGUUGUUUUUUAUGAAAUAAAAACAUGUAUGAAGUCGAUCGCUUGUGUUUUAUGACAAAAGUUAUGUGUUUCUCGCUUUGAAUGCAUCUUACUUUGUUAAUCGCGAUGUAAUAAUGGAUAUGGAUUUUGGUGUGUA
Zingiber officinale is the source of this 814-nucleotide messenger RNA. RefSeq names its product nodulin-related protein 1-like. Bases 120 to 656 code for a protein of 178 amino acids. The record is from RefSeq and is a predicted model, not a curated record. Gene Ontology annotation, biological process: regulation of abscisic acid biosynthetic process; response to heat. Lineage: Eukaryota; Viridiplantae; Streptophyta; Magnoliopsida; Zingiberales; Zingiberaceae. The transcript has a single exon.